This is a messenger RNA of Chelonus insularis, 1571 nucleotides long. Its product is annotated as zinc finger protein 622. Lineage: Eukaryota; Metazoa; Arthropoda; Insecta; Hymenoptera; Braconidae. The coding region runs from base 330 to 1511 and encodes 393 amino acids. Gene Ontology annotation, molecular function: zinc ion binding; nucleic acid binding. Gene Ontology annotation, biological process: ribosomal large subunit biogenesis. The record is from RefSeq and is a predicted model, not a curated record. Gene Ontology annotation, cellular component: preribosome, large subunit precursor. The transcript has 2 exons.
AAAUCGAGUUGUACGAGAUAUAUCGAACCGUUGCUGACCACAUGGAGCUAUUUUUUACUACUUCUGCGCACUCCUGUUCCGAUAUCAAUUUAGUAUAGUCGUCAUCAUAGUAUUUUCUAGUUUUAAUUAGUUUUAAAUUUUAUUAUCAUAAUCCAUAAAUUGAGAGCAAUAAUCUAUUUAGAGAGCUAUUAGUUGAAGGUCAAAUUAAAUUACAAUUGCUUUUUAAAACAUUUUUUUGUAUAAUCUUGAAGAUUGAACACGUGAUCAAGAGUGUUGAUUGGGAUAUCAGAUCUAUUGCACCAUCACUGCUAACAGCAAAGAAAUAUAAAAUGGAAACAGAAACGGAAACAACUGGAAAUUUACUUUAUACUUGCAUUGCAUGUAGAGUAGCUUUUAAAGACUCCGAAAUUCAAAGGCAACAUUAUAAAUCAGAUUGGCAUAGAUAUAAUUUGAAAAGAAAGGUAGUUGAAUUACCUCCAGUUACAGUAGAAGAGUUCCAAAAAAAAUUGAUAAUCCAAAGGGAGCAACUUCCUGCACAAAAAUACGGCCGAGCUAGUUUAAAAUGUAAAGUAUGUAAGAAAAGUUUUAGUAGUAGUGCUCAACAUGAUAAUCAUGUAAUGUCUAAAAAACAUAAGGAAAAUUGUUUACGAAAUAACGUCAUCAUUCCACAAUUUUAUGAGUCAGAUACUAAUUCUAUAUCAAGUGGUAGCCACUUAUCAAAAAGUUCCAGAAUUUCCAAGAAAAAUUAUAAAUAUUCUGCUGUUGAUGUUGAGAUCGAGUCUGAAACUAUGUCAAUAGAAUCAGUAGAUUCUGACGAAUGGUUAGAAGAUACUGACAAUUUAGUAAAAAAUAACAUUUGUCUAUUUUGCAAUCAUCAAAGUAGAUCAAUGGAAAAGAAUUUAAAGCACAUGACAGAUGCUCAUUCAUUUUUCAUACCUGAUCCAGAAUAUUGUACAAAUGUUAAAGGUUUAUUAGAAUACUUAGGAGAGAAGAUAUUUGCAGGUUAUGUUUGUCUUUGGUGCAAUGACAAAGGCAAAGCCUUUCAGAGUGUUGAAGCUACUAGAAAUCACAUGAUUGAUAAAGGCCAUUGUAAAAUGCUCCAUGAAGGGGAAGCCUUAUUAGAAUAUGCUGAUUUUUAUGAUUACUCCUCAAGUUAUCCAGACGCUGAAGAGCACGAUGCCGAUGAAGAGAUAGAUAUCACUGAAUUAGAUGGGGAUGAUUAUCAGUUAGUCUUACCUUCUGGUAAUGUGAUCGGCCACAGGUCGUUGAUGAGAUAUUAUAAACAGCACUUAAAUCCUACUAGAGCAGUUGCCAUUUCUAAAAAUGACAAGAUACGUCAAAUUCUUUGCCAGUAUCGAGCUCUUUUACCUCCUGAGAUUCAAAAGGAGACGGUCUUAAAGAAAAUCAAGGAUAUCAGAUACAUGCAAAGAAUACAAGCUAAAUAUUCUGUUCAAUUACAAAUCAAAGCUAACAAACUGCAACACCAUUUCCGUCGACAAGUUAACUUUUAAACUUAUAUUAUGUAUUUUUGUUUAUUUACAUACAGUAAUAAAUCAGAACUAUUUAAUAAA